Messenger RNA from Striga hermonthica, 1542 nucleotides. The record is from the annotation of a GenBank genome assembly. NCBI's taxonomy places the organism in Eukaryota, Viridiplantae, Streptophyta, Magnoliopsida, Lamiales, Orobanchaceae.
AUGGGUGACGAAACUCCAUUGCCCCAAUCCGCAAUCCAAAUAAUACAGUCUCUUCUAACCAGAAAAGAAGUUGCUCGGACGGCCACUCUGUCAAAAUCAUGGCGCACCGCGUGGCUGACUAGCCCACACCUCGAACUCGAUGAGAGCGAUUUUGAACGGAAGUUUAGUUAUGAAGAAGAAGACUCCGACGACUCCGACUCCGACUCCGACUCCGACGACUCCUACGAAGAAGAAAGCGGGAAUCGUCCCACAAUUGAUAGGUUCUCUGUCUUCGCGAAGAAAACCGUGCAAAGGUACGAGGAUUCGAACCUAAAGAUUGAGAGUUUCAGGUUAAGAAUGAACUAUUAUAAGCGGCGUGAAUGGGACGAUAAUCUUAUCGGCCUUGGUUACGAGUUGAUCGUAAAAGCGUUGAGAUUGGGCGCCACCCGUCUCGAUCUACAGCUCACGAAUUUCGAUGACGAGAGACCCAUUUUGCCGCACGAGGUUUUCGAAGCUGAGAACCUUGUCGAGUUAUCCGUGGAAGGCUACUUCAUUCAUGAUCUCGUGCUGGAUCAAAGGGUAAGAUGUUCGAAGCUUGAAUCGCUUACUUUAAAUGACGUGAGGAUUAAACGCGAUAUGGUGUCCCGCAUAGUUUCAGCCUGCCCCUUGAUUAAACAAUUAUCACUGUGCAAAAUUAAUUAUAAUAGAUUACAGAGACUUGCUUUGGUUUGUGAUUAUCUGACCGAUUUUCAUAAGCUGACGUCCCUCAAGCUUCAAGGUAUGCAAUUGGAUUCCGCGUUUCUGGAUGAUUUGUCCUUUAGAUUUCCUAAUGUGAAGGAUUUAUCCUUGGAGUUGUGCUAUUCUAGUAUUAAAAUACAAAUCUGCAGCCACUCGCUCGAGCGUCUGGAAUUACUUAUCGGAGAAAGACGGAGUCCAAAGAUCGUACUGGAUGUCCCGUGUAUUUGUAAACUUACAUUCAAAUGUUUUGAUAUUCCUUCAGUCGUUUUCAUAUCGGAGUCAAAGGAGUUGGAUGAAUCGCAUGUAUCCCUUGUGUGUUAUAGUUUUAAACUUUCAUGGUUUCUUUAUGUGAGUAAGCUGUUGACCAAGUUGAGGUGGUCAAAAAUUUCUCUUUAUCUCUCAGUGAGGGCCGUGGAUAUGUCUGAUUACGAGGUAGAAGAUUUGGAUGGUUUACCCUCUAGGCACCAAUUGGAACAUUUGAUGUUGGAAACGGACUAUAUGAAGUCUUUGACCUGUUAUGCGUUUUUUGAUGCGUUGUUCCGGUUAUGCUGCCCGAAGAUGAUUACGCAACAUUAUCAACGCAAUCAGAGGUAUCAUGACCGCAAAAGAAACAAUGAUUUCCUUUCCAAGAUGCUUGAAAGAGGAACGAAGGGAGUAUUCUCCAACCCUUGCAAUUUUAUGUAUGGCCUGCAUGAUCUCGAGGGGGUUUAUGUGAAGCCAUAUGAUGAUGAUGGGGAUGAUGUUGUGUGGACAUCAAAGUUCAAUUUACAAAUGCACAAUGCAGAGACGCUUCGGUUCCAUUUGAAAUGGAAGUCUGCAUCCUAG